Messenger RNA from Rhizophagus irregularis DAOM 181602=DAOM 197198, 1035 nucleotides. RefSeq lists its product as uncharacterized. Lineage: Eukaryota; Fungi; Glomeromycota; Glomeromycetes; Glomerales; Glomeraceae. The record is from RefSeq and is a predicted model, not a curated record.
AUGCAACAAUACAAUGUCCCAAUACGUGUUGUCGACCUUUAUAGUUUUGAGAGCUUGGCUUUGAUUAAAGCGUUUAAGAAAAGAAUAGCAGAAUUAAUAUAUAAAGUCCAAUAUGCUAUAGAGGGACGAUUAACUGACGGAGAGCAAUCAAGACUAUGGAAAAAAAUUCUUAAGAAGUAUAUUGAUUAUUUGAAUAACAGUAAGACACACCUUAUUGGGAUGUCUCCAGCUCAUGCUAUGACUUUGGAAGAAGUUAAAUCAAAACCUUCUAGGAAAGCUAAGCGCACAAUUGGAAAAGAUGAGGAGAUAAAGUUACAAAAGGGUACAGCGGUUAGAUAUUUGUUAAAACCAGGUGAAUUGGAAGGAGACCAUAGGCGUAGAGCAACUGAUCCAUACUGGAGCUUGCGUGUCUAUAAGAUAAAAAGAGUUGUUAUUAGGAAGAACCCGCCACAGCCAAUCUUAUACUAUCUUGAAAAUGGACCUAUUGAAUCUACUGCUCAUUUGAUGGGACGAAAUCCCAAAAGACCUUUCAAAUUUGAGGAACUUCAAGUAAUCGAGGAACCUGAUAAAAUCAAAUAUCCACCAGAUGAAUUUAUGUGGAAAUAUUAUCCUACUGAAUUCGUUCACUAUGUUCAAGUUGCUAAUGAUAAAUUGACUAAAGCCGAUCAAUAUGCUAAGAAGCGUGGUGGCCAUUGUCUGGAAAAGACCGGGCGAAUAAAUGGACAUAAUGUAUACCUCUGGUCCUGUGAAAAUGGUGUGCAUCAAUGGGAGUAUCUAUUAAAGUAUAUCAUGAAAAAAUUUGAGUGGUGUCCUCUAUGCCACCAUACUACUGAAAGAAAUUGCCGAUACAUUUUUAAGGAUUUGCUAGGCAAGAAAUUCCCAUCCUGCAGACCAUCAUUUUUGAAUGGAAUGCAAUUAGAUGGUUAUAAUGAAGAAUUAAAAUUGGCUUUUGAAUAUCAUGGAUCCCAACACUAUAGUCUUAAUUCAAUGUUUCAUAAGAGAGGCCAGAUAGAUUUAGAUGAACAAAAAUCCUGA